This is a messenger RNA of Salvia miltiorrhiza (redroot sage), 1677 nucleotides long. RefSeq lists its product as uncharacterized. Gene Ontology annotation, cellular component: endoplasmic reticulum membrane. The transcript is spliced from 10 exons. Bases 344 to 1354 code for a protein of 336 amino acids. NCBI's taxonomy places the organism in Eukaryota, Viridiplantae, Streptophyta, Magnoliopsida, Lamiales, Lamiaceae. The record is from RefSeq and is a predicted model, not a curated record.
AGUAAUUAACCAACAAGUUGUUAAGUAGUUGAAGAAAAAAGUAAACUGAUACAAACAUUUCUUCAAAGUUCACUUGCUCAAUUUCAACGAAGGCAAUCCAAAUUAUGUAAUUAAACAAUUCAGAAUUGGGAGUAUAUCUUUCAAACCCUAGGCGCGAGCCUUGACUUAGCCAUUAGCUAAAUUAGCUAAACUGGCAGAUCGAUUGAUUACUAUAAUCGAGUUGAAUUCCUGAUUUAUUGGAAAAAAAUUCUAGGAUUUUGGAAGAAUUCCUGAUUUAUUGGGAAAUAUUAUAGGAUUUUGAAGAGCCAAUAGGGUUUUUUUGAAUUUCUGAUUCCGGAGAGAAAUGGGAUUCAUUUGGGCGUUGUUUGAAUCCCUAGCGAUCGUGGCAUCAGUUUUGGCGUUUGGAUUGUUGGCGGCCAUCGUUUUCGCCUCGUUCAGAAGAAAGCACAGUCACAACUGUCACGUAGAGGCGCCGCCAGUUUUCGAGGAUCCGAAUUCUUUGAAAUCGGUUCCUUGUCCCCAUAUCGUCGAUCCUGCUGAAAAGUACAUAUCUUUGAUAAUUCCAGCAUACAACGAAGAGCACAGACUUCCAGGGGCUCUUGAUGAAACCUUGAAUUAUCUUGAAGAUCGCGCAGCGAAGGACAAGUCGUUUUCAUAUGAGGUGAUUAUUGUUGAUGAUGGAAGUGCUGAUGGUACAAAAAGAGUAGCAUUUGACUUUGUGAAGAGAUACACUGUGGAAAAUGUCAGGGUAGUUCUUCUUGGGCGGAACCAUGGAAAGGGAGAAGCCAUAAGGAAAGGUAUGCUUCACUCACGAGGUGAACUACUUCUAAUGCUUGAUGCUGAUGGUGCCACCAAAGUGAGUGACCUUGAGAAACUUGAAAACCAGAUUCAUGCAGUUGCUGCUAAGGAACAAAAGUAUGGAGACUCUACUUCUAGCGAUGCGACUUUAAGGAUCUCCGAUGUCCCUAUUGCUGCUUUUGGGUCACGUGCUCAUCUUGAGGAGAAGGCUCUAGCAUCAAGGAAAUGGUACCGUAAUUUCUUGAUGAAGGGAUUCCAUUUGGUAGUUCUGUUGGCUGCUGGUCCUGGAAUUAGAGACACACAGUGUGGUUUUAAGAUGUUCACAAGAGCUGCUGCCCGAAAACUAUUCACCAAUAUCCGCUUGAAAAGGUGGUGCUUCGACGUUGAAUUAGUGUACUUGUGCAAAGUGUUCCACAUCCCCAUGAUUGAAAUCUCCGUAAGCUGGUGCGAAAUUCCCGGAUCAAAGGUCAACUUGUUUAGCAUCCCAAAUAUGUUGUGGGAGCUAGGACUCAUGUCUGUUGGUUAUAGAACUGGCAUGUGGAAAAUUCAUUCAUGAAGCUUCACCACGAGCCGGGUUAGGUCGCAGCAUAAUCUAGACCUCGAUGCAUUGUUCUGAGACGGAGAACCGGAUUUGAUACGACGUGUUAAGGUAAACACAUACUAAUUGAUGCAGCUGAGAUUCUGACAUACAAUGUGGCAAAGCUGUAAUAUUGUGUAAUAGAUCUGCUGUUACUCAGCAUCCAUUGCUUAUCUGACUCAUCAGAUCAUUCAGCUCAAAGAUUUUUGUAAGGAUUUUCAUACAUCUGUAUUAGCUUCAAUUGUGGAUUUGAUUACUCAACUCAAGUUGAUGAAAUAGAGGUCGUAGAGUAUGCAGGAAAA